ACAAGGAGCAGCAGUCCUGGAAACACCGCUCGAGCAGAUGGUCGCAGUUAUUUCAGGGUGACCCGGCCCACAGGCGCCGACCCCCCCACAACAACCAUCCGGUCAGCCCACUGUUACUACAUGUGCAAAGGACAGAUCAGGAACACACUUAUAGGUGCAGCAGGGUGGACCGGACCUUCUCCAAGGCAAGACGAGCAUGGAAAGAGGAUGGGAGUGAGCCGAGACUUUGUGCCGCACUAGCGCCUCAGCAGUUGCGGCCGAAGGUCCCGUUCGGCGCCGCGGCAAGCCGCAAGACUGCCGACCUAUUUGAAAUGAUUGAAAAGAUGCAGGGGAGCAGGAUGGACGAGCAGCGGUGCACCUUUCCGCCCCCGCUCAAGACCGAGGAGGACUACAUUCCCUACCCAAGUGUCCACGAGGUUUUGGGAAGGAAAAGCCCCUUUCCGCUCAUCCUUCUGCCGCAGUUUGGCGGUUACUGGAUUGAGGGGACAAACCACGAGCUGGGCGGUACUCUGGACUCACCGGAGCCGCUGCAGACUUUAUCCCCGGACAGCCGCGCCAAGCUGGAAUGCAACACCACAGCGACGCUCUACCGCAAACACUUUCUGGCAAAGGAACACUUUAAUUACUAUUCAGCGGACGGCGCCCUCGGACAUCUGGUGUUCUCUUUAAAGUACGACGUGAUCGGCGACCAGGAGCAUCUCCGGCUAUUGCUCAGGACCAAACAGAAAACCUACCACGACGUCAUCCCCAUCUCCUGCCUGACUGAGUUUCCCAACGUGGUCCAAAUGGCCAAGCUCGUUUGUGAGGAAGUCAACGUGGACCGGUUUUUCCCGGUGCUGUAUCCGAAAGCCUCGCGACUCAUUGUGACCUUCGAUGAGCACGUCAUAAGCAACAACUUCAAGUUUGGGGUGAUUUAUCAAAAGUUUGGCCAGAUAUCGGAGGAGGAGUUAUUUGGCAACAGCCGAGAGAGUCCCGCCUUUGUGGAAUUCUUGGACUUCCUCGGAGAGAAAAUCGAACUGCACAACUUUAAAGGAUUCCGCGGAGGCUUGGACGUGACUCACGGCCAGACCGGCACAGAAUCGGUCUACUGCAACUACGGCAACAAAGAGGUCAUGUUCCACGUGUCCACAAAGCUGCCUUACACCGAGGGGGACGCGCAGCAGUUGCAGAGAAAAAGGCACAUAGGGAACGACAUUGUGGCGAUUGUAUUCCAGGAAGAAAAUACUCCCUUUGUGCCAGAUAUGAUCGCCUCCAACUUCCUUCAUGCCUACGUUGUGGUCCAAGCGGUCAACCCGUGUUCGGGGAAUGUUCUCUACAAGGUGUCGGUGACAGCGCGCGAUGACGUCCCGUUCUUCGGCCCCGCCCUCCCAGAUCCCGCCGUCUUCAAAAAAGGCCUCGAGUUCCGCGAGUUCCUCUUCACGAAGCUCAUCAACGCGGAAUACGCCUGCUACAAAGCCGAAAAGUUUGCCAAGUUGGAGGAGCGAACGCGGUCGGCCUUGCUGGAAACGCUUUACGAGGAGCUGCACGCCAACAGCCAGGCCAUGAUGGGCGUCGGCGGCGAAGACGACAAGCUGGAGAACGGCGGCGGCGGCGGGGGAGGAGGGGGCUUCUUCGAGUCCUUCAAGCGGGUGAUACGCAGCAGGAGCCAGUCAAUGGACGCCAUGGGUCACACUUUCAAGAAGCCGCACGCGGUGCCCGCUAGCCUCAGCGGAAGCUUUAACCACGGCGCGCCCGCGGAGAGCCCCAAAUUCCCAGGGAUAUCUUUGAUCAUCCCGGGGAAAAGUCCCACCAGGAAAAAGUCGGGCCCUUUCAGCUCCAGGCGAAGUAGCGCCAUCGGAAUUGAAAACAUUCAGGAAGUGCAGGAGAAAAGCAGGGAGAACUCGCCGAACACCCAGAAGACCCCCGACAGCGGCCACGUCUCUCAAGAUCAGAAAUCGGACAACUCGUCCAAUCAGAGCUCCCCUGAGGCGCUCGCCACCGCCAAGAACAGGACCCCGUCCAUCCCCGAGGCCGACCUUUCGCGCUCCUCGUCCGACGCCAGCAGUUUCGCCAGCGUGGUGGAGGAAAACGAGGCGGCCGAGGACUACGACACCGGCAUGGAGAGUCUCUCGUCCGCCGGAACGCCACACAAGCGGGACUCUUUCACGUACGGCGCGUGGCUGGACGACGGCGGCGCCGACGGCCGGGUCGGCUCGCCAGGAGCUGGUAAAAGUGAGCGCGGGAAGGGAACGGACAUCCGCAUCAAGCUGGAGCGACCUCACGAUGGUCAGCCGUCGUCGAAGUGUUAGUUCAGCCAGCCCCGUUGCUUGGAUACCCGGACUUCCAUCUUCAGCAUUCCCAAAAAGUCGCGGUCCCUCCAGGAGACGAGACGAGUGCGGGCGUUCCCCGACGACCGAUCUGCCGGACGUGGGGAGACGAGCGGCGGACGCUGAGCGCGGGACCUCGCCCGACGGCCCGACGGCCCGAGUGCAGCCCAUCAGGACAUAAUGCGGGUGACGCGCCAGGAGGGCCAAAAAUUUGCACACUGGCAUUUCGUGGCACUCUUUUUCUUUGUUACUGAGCUCACACACGGUACCCAAAAUAUUAAUUUAUGGAUGUAUGAGACAUUUUGAUUUUGUUUUCUCAAGCGUUCCGGCAACACAGGGUAGAGAGGGGGGCCGUGGAGCUCUUUGGCAAAUCUUGCAGAUUUUCACUGGGUUUAUGGGCAAACAUGAAAUUGUUUUUUUUUUUUUUUUUUUUUUUUUCCAGCACAAUAUUUAAGGGGCCUUGAGAUAUGAGUGGACCCAAUUUAUGGGUUUCAUCAAAUUUUGACUUGAGAUGCAACACACGCGCUGCAUUGAACUCACGUCACAAUCAGCAGAAAUUUGACAACUCUUCAAGAAGGAGGCUUCAAGCUGUUGAGUGCCUCGCCCGUUUCAAGUUGAUCGUCAAACUAAACAUCAAACAAAGAGAAUUACAAGUUGAGCAUCUCAAAGAGCAUACUUCUUUGCCUGAGAAAUGCUUCCGUUAGCUUAAUGCUAACGCACGAAGCCAAAUGCCAUCAAAAGUGUCGGCGUUGUUGUCCUUUCCGAACACACACAUUGAAGCAACACAUGCAAACUGAUAAUAUAACAAUACUUACAGGUAUACAUUAUUCAUACGCUGCAAAAAGUCUAUUCUUUUCGUCUGCAUGAUUGUAUUAUACUGCCUCCUGGUGGUCAAGGUGGGCACACCAAAGCAAAGCCAAUUCAUUUGUAUGGCGCAUUUCAUACACUGUGCGCUCCACAUGGUUAAAAGCAUUGAAAUACAUAACUAAAAGCAUUUGAAAAGAGUACAAUUUAAACAACUUUUGGUGCAAGAAAUACGCUAAAACGCAGGAGAAAAAAGAAAGUUUUACUCUGGAUUUGAAAAUAUUCACAUUUGGGGCUGACGUCACCUCUGCUGGCAAUUUAUUCCAUUUUAUUAUUAUUUUUUUGCAGCAUAAUCCCUAAAUUCUGCUUCACUAUGUUCGCUUUGGACUCUGCACUCCAUUGUCAGAGCCCGACUGGGUUUGUAUUCCAUUAGCAUUUCUUUCAUGGAUUCAGGACCGAAACCAUUUAGUGAUUUAUAGACCAGUAGCAGAACUUCCAAAUCUGUUCUAAAACUGACUGGAACCCAGUGUAAGGACUUGAAAGUUGGAGUUCUAUGUAUGCUCUGACCACUUUGUUGUGGUCAGAACCCAGAAUGCAGCAUUCUAAACGAGCUAAUUGAUGCUCUUAUUGGGGAGUCCAGUCAGAAGACCAUUACAAUAGUCAAGGCGACUUGAGAUAAAUGCAUGGAUGGGCUUCUCCGGGUCUGCCUGACACAUGCAAGCCUGCACUCCGGAUGUGUUCUUCAGGCGGUAAAAGGCAGUUUUACUAAUUGAUCUGAUAGGACUCUUGAAGGUCAGGUCGGAAUCUAUCAGAGGACCAAGGUUCAAGGUUUUGGACUUGGUCUUUGCUUUUUAAAGACAAUGAGUCCAGGUAUUUACAAAGAGCAACCCUUUUUUCUUUAUUGCCCAAAAAACUAUUACCGUAAUUUCUGGGCUACAGGGCGCACCUCCUUCUAAGCCUCACCCAGUAAAUUUGUAAAGGAAAUACCAUUUGGUACAUACAUAAUCCGCACCUGUGUAAAAGCCGCAAGUGCCCACAUUGAAACGAGAAUAUUUACAAAGACUGUGCACAGAAAGAGUUUUACCUUAGCCUUGCUAAAAAUAGAAACAAUAUGGUAGCAUGAACAGGGCUGUUUGAAAAAAAAAAAAAAAAAAAAAAACAGCUGAGGCAGCUCCACAGUAGCAACACGCUAGCACAGCACUAAGAGGGCCGGUUAAAAAAAAAAACAUACCAAAAUCACUGAGAUGCAGCAGUAACACAGCAGCAACACGCCCUGUUAGCGUGGCCCUAACAGGGCUGGUUAAAAAAAAAAAAACAUACCAGUAAAAAUCACUGAGACACGGCAGUAACACAGCAGCAACACGCUAGUGCGGUGGUAACGCUAGCGUGGCGCUAACAGGGCUGGUUAAAAAAAACAACAUACCAGUAAAAAUCACUGAGACACGGCAGUAACACAGCAGCAACACGCUAGUGCGGUGCUAACGCUAGCGUGGCGCUAACAGGGCUGGUUAAAAAAAAAACAUACCAGUAAAAAUCACUGAGACACGGCAGUAACACAGCAGCAACACGCUAGCACAACUCUAAUCCAAACGGGGCCGGUAAAAAAUAAAAAUAAAAAAACAUACCGGUAAAAGUCACUUCCUCGGCACAUAUAUUCCACCGGUCUCACUCUUACCUUUUCCGCUCGAGUGCCCCCUGGCGGCCGUUAGGAAAAAAAUGCACAAAUUUGCCGCAUCACCGCAUAAGUCGCGGUUUAUAGGCCGGAAAUUACAAUAUCUUAUUUUUAUUGUGUUUUAGCUCAUCUCACCAGAAGAAUCAGCCCAUAAUCGUGAUGGACACACUCGAUUCAUUUUGUAUUUAAUUAUGUUAUUGCGACAUCCUUCUACAAAGUACCAUAUGCGAGAGUUCCAUUUCCCCUUUGAAAGCAACAUUAAAAAAAAAAAAACAGCGACAUGAUACGAGUUGCUGUGUUUUUAUGAGGCCAGAGCAUAUUUCAUUUAAUAUUAGUGAUGUGAGCGUGGCCACAGCGCAAAUUAAACUUGUAUCUCAAGGCACCACCGCAUCGCCCCCGCCCCCGCCGCCACCCAGUUUGUACUUUUUUUCAUCUUCGGGCGUUUUGGUUGUAGCGUCAAACGGAAUGAAAACGACCUGAAACUGCGGUCAGGAAGUCCUCCAACGACAUCCGUUCGGUGCCGCCCAUGCGUGUUGUCAACAUCUCGGAAGCAUCCACCGCGCAACUCGUUUCAUUUUGUCACCACUUUCGAUUUCAACUUCUGCUUUGCUUUUCUUUCCACGUUUUAUUUAUUUAUCGAGUCGAUUCUUUUUCGCCGUCACGUCGUCUCGAUGCCAUGUUCUUCUCGUCCGGAGCUCGGACUUUGUCUUUUUUUUUUUUUUUUUUUGUGGGGAGUGAAUUUGAAUGUUUGGAACUGUGAAACUCAUCAGGGGUCAACUCAUUCGGUACAGGAAAUAUAACAAUAUAUAUAUUUGUUUUUUUUGUUUGUUUUUGUUUUUUUUUGUUGCUUUGAACUUGAAAGAAAAAUGCUCGACAUUCAACUGCUGACUGUAAUUUUGUUGGCGUGCAUCAUUUAGAAAUCAAAAAGGCUUGACCAAAUCAACAAUUGAUUAUUUUUCAGAAUGUAUUUUUCUGGAUUACGACGAUUCUCGAUUUAUUUUUAUUUUUUUCUGAGAAUUUUCUAAAAGGGAAAAUCUGUACUUUUAACUGGAUCCUUUCGGUUGCCUUAUCAUCAACGAGUAUCGAUCAUGAAUCAAAGGGUGACUAUCCAGCAGCAUUUAAAAUGAAGUGAAUGUUUUCUUAUUGAUUUGAGUGUAAAUAAAUCCGCACGCUGAAUCGGA
Molecule: messenger RNA, 5963 nt
Organism: Syngnathoides biaculeatus (alligator pipefish)
Lineage: Eukaryota; Metazoa; Chordata; Actinopteri; Syngnathiformes; Syngnathidae
Product: rap1 GTPase-activating protein 1-like
Exons: 25
Coding region: 312-2288 (658 amino acids)
Biological process (GO): regulation of small GTPase mediated signal transduction; activation of GTPase activity
Cellular component (GO): cytoplasm
Molecular function (GO): GTPase activator activity
Source: RefSeq, a predicted model, not a curated record